GCAGUAGCGGCACGCGCAUCUCAGGAGAGAGGAGGAUAGUGCAUCUGCAGAGCUCGAGACGCUUUCUGAGCGAACCUGGAAUGACGCCAUGAGCUCGCAUCGUGUGUGAUGAAGGUAAAGUUUUGGUAGGAACCGCCACCGUAGGCUGAUGUGGCGUCGCGCGAGGAGCCCGAACACGACCAUGAAGCUGCUGUUUGUGGUGACACUCUUAUGGCGCGAGGCGUUGUGCGGAUCUCCGAGCGUCCAGAUCGGUGGUUUAUUCCCCAGGGGGGCAGAUCAGGAGUACAGUGCAUUCAGAGUUGGCAUGGUUCAGUUUGGGAUGGCAGAUUUCCGACUGACUCCACACAUAGAUAACCUGGAGGUGGCCAACAGCUUUGCUGUCACUAACUGCUUUUGUUCCCAGUUCUCUCGAGGUGUCUAUGCUAUUUUUGGCUUCUACGACAAGAAGUCAGUAAACACCAUCACAUCCUUCUGUGAGACAUUACAUGUCUCCUUCAUCACACCGUCUUUCCCAGCAGAAGGGAUGAAUCAGUUUGUUCUCCAGAUGAGGCCAGACAUCAAGGGGCCGCUAGUUUCACUAGUUGAGUACUACAAAUGGGAAAGGUUUGCCUAUCUCUACGACAGUGAUCGAGGUCUUUCUACUCUUCAGGUAAUACUGGACACUGCAGCAGAGAAGAAAUGGGUCGUCACAGCAAUCAACGUAGGAAACCUCAAAGAUGAGAGGAAGGAUGAAGCCUACCGCUCUCUGUUUCAGGACCUGGAGAUCCGUAAGGAGCGACACAUAAUCCUGGACUGUGAACAAGACAAAGUCAGAGACAUCAUGGAGCAGGUGAUCACUAUUGGCCGGCAUGUGAAGGGAUACCACUAUAUCAUUGCUAACUUGGGUUUUGUUGACGGCGACCUCGCUAAAAUCCAGUAUGGAGGUGCGAAUGUGUCUGGGUUCCAGAUAGUAGAUUUUGAUGAUCCUUUAGUGGCAAAGUUUGACCAGCGAUGGGAGGCGCUUGAAGAGAAGGAGUAUCCUGGAGCUGAUACACGGAUCAAAUAUACCUCAGCCCUCACCUAUGAUGCUGUCCAUGUGAUGACGGAGGCGUUCCGCUUCCUUCACAAGCAGAGAAUAGACAUGAGUCGCCGUGGCAACAGUGGAGACUGUCUGGCCAAUCCAGCAGUUCCCUGGGCACAGGGUGUAGAGAUUGAACGUGCCCUCAAACAGGUGCGUGUGGAUGGUUUAACAGGGAACAUUCAGUUUGACCAGUACGGGAAGAGAAUCAACUACUCAGUGACAGUCAUGGAGCUGAAGAACAGUGGACCUAUUAAGAUUGGCUAUUGGAAUGAGGUGGAUAAAAUGGUGGUGACAAAGUCAGACCUUUACCCCAACGACACGAAUGGAAUGGAAAACAAGACGGUCAUCGUCUCAACUAUACUGGAAGCCCCAUAUGUGAUGCUAAAGAAGAAUUCUGAGCUGUUUCAAGACAAUGACCGUUACGAAGGUUACUGCGUUGACCUGGCUACCGAGAUUGCAAAGCACUGUGGUAUCCGCUACCAGUUAAGAAUUGUGGGAGAUGGAAAAUAUGGAGCAAGAGAUGCAGAAACCAAGAUCUGGAAUGGUAUGGUUGGAGAGCUGGUUUAUGGGAAAGCAGAUAUCGCUGUUGCUCCUCUGACGAUCACUCUUGUUCGGGAAGAGGUGAUAGAUUUCUCCAAACCCUUCAUGUCUUUGGGAAUCUCCAUAAUGAUCAAGAAGCCACAGAAAUCUAAACCAGGAGUCUUCUCCUUUCUGGACCCACUGGCCUAUGAAAUCUGGAUGUGCAUUGUCUUUGCCUAUAUUGGAGUUAGUGUUGUACUCUUUCUGGUAUCCAGAUUCAGCCCCUAUGAGUGGACGCUAGAGGAGCCAGAGGAUGGAGCGAUGCCUCUGACAACUGAAUCAACCAAUGAGUUUGGGAUCUUUAACUCCCUUUGGUUCUCUUUGGGUGCCUUUAUGCGGCAGGGCUGUGACAUCUCACCAAGAUCUCUGUCAGGUCGUAUAGUAGGGGGUGUGUGGUGGUUUUUCACCCUGAUUAUCAUCUCAUCAUACACUGCCAACUUGGCUGCCUUCCUGACGGUGGAGAGGAUGGUGUCUCCCAUCGAGAGUGCAGAAGACCUGGCGAAACAGACAGAUAUUGCAUAUGGAACCUUGGACUCUGGAUCUACCAAAGAGUUCUUCAGGCGCUCAAAAAUUGCCUUGUUUGACAAGAUGUGGCAGUACAUGAAAUCAGCAGAGCCUUCUGUCUUCGUCAAGAAAACGUCGGAGGGCGUCCUGCGUGUCAGAAAAUCCAAAGGGAAGUACGCCUACCUGCUGGAGUCCACCAUGAACGAGUACAUCGAGCAGAGGAAACCUUGCGACACUAUGAAAGUGGGAGGAAACCUGGACUCCAAAGGCUAUGGCAUCGCCACGCCCAAAGGAUCUCCAUUAAGAAAUGCUGUGAACCUGGCGGUGUUAAAGUUGAACGAGCAGGGGCUGCUGGACAAACUGAAAAACAAGUGGUGGUAUGACAAGGGCGAAUGCGGCAGCGGAGGAGGGGAGAGCAAGGAGAAGACCAGUGCCCUGUCUCUCAGUAAUGUAGCAGGAGUCUUCUACAUCCUGGUUGGAGGUCUUGGUCUGGCCAUGAUGGUAGCGCUGGUCGAGUUUUGCUACAAGAGCCGUGCAGAGGCCAAAAAAAUGAAGGUGGCAGCCAACACCUUGUCAUCCCCCCAGCACACAGGAAACUACACACACACUUUGUCCUCUCCUCAACAUGCCCCCAACUUCAACCUGCUGUCCCCCAGCCACCAGCCAAACUACGCCACCUAUAAAGAGGGCUACAACGUUUACGGCAUUGAGAGUGUCAAGAUCUAACACGGAUGAAAUUCACAGAUGCAAUGCGCUCCAAAGCUCGUCUAUCCAUCACAGGAUCGACCAGUGAGAAUGGUCGUGUCCCAGUGGCUUACCUCCGUCCAGGAUUACCCAUGAGCCUCAGCAUGACUGAUCUGUCCUGACCACACCCAAGCCAGUGCCUUACAGCCAAUCGACACACAUCCUCCCUUCCCCUCUGAAAGUGAGUGGAAAUGCUUGUCAUCUUCUUCGGUGACCAAUUACCACUCACCGUGGGUGAUUUGCCCUGAAUUUCAAUCCGGAGUUUAGCCAAUCAUAUCUCUCUGAGGACUCCUGAUCUGCUCUUUAACAUCUAGCCCUAAAAGACUGGACAGAUGUUGUCCUCCCUUUACUUGGCUGUCAGGCUUUAGCAAAGACCUGCCCACCAACGAAGUGAAUCACUUGACCAUCACUGAGAAAGAUGGCUGGUCAUUUACAAAUUCAUGAAAAACAAUCAAGCACAGUGGACAGUUUUCUAAACAAACACACAUCAUUGUUUCGUAGAUUUUUGCCAUGGAGGCUAUAGAAACUAAGGACAACGGUGAUGCUGACGUUAACGCAAUAACAACAUUAAUCAGGGAUGUGAUCAGGAAUUGUGGGUCUAAAAGCAGAAUCUCUUUUAAACGAGUGCUAUGAAAAAAACCUGACGUCCUGAAAAUUUGCAUCCAUGACAAAAUUGUAAUUGUGAUAGAAAAUUAUGAUAAUGAUGUUAUUGAUCUUAAUUGUUUUCCUUAUUUCUGCCUGAAUAUCCCUAAUUAUUAGAGACCCAAGAGAUGCAUGGACUGACACACACAUACAUACAUACACACACACACACAUACACACACACACACACAAAACCACCGGUAUGAAUACAUACACUAUACACAGGGAUGGGUAAAAACUAAUCAAAUUGUAUGUUGAUGCAAAAUAAUGUACACUAUUUAAUCCCCUUUGUGUAGGAUGUGAGCAUUGACUUUAGUAACAGAGUGGUAGCAUUAAAGACCACCAAACAAAUGCACCCUGGGGACGCUGGGAAUAACUAAGUUGAGAACAACAUGUAGACUGCACCAGUUGUAAGCCAUCCCAACAGUUAAAAAAACACUAUAAAUAAAGAAAUCUUAGAGCCAAAAUGCAUUAACUUAACAAGUAUUUAUACACAAAUAUAGUACUACAUUUGGUACAUUAAUUCAUUAUUAAAUUGAUAAAUUAUUGGUGUAUCCUAUUACAUUUUGUUGUGUCUUAAACUGCCUUUACUCACAGGUUGCUCCUGUUUAUGUGUUAUAGCUUAUUAACAUUCAAAAUAUUAGUUUUGGUUGUUUGAAGCACACAGCUCCUCUUCUAAAAUGGUAUUAUCAAAUAACUUUUUAACUACUUUUAAUGUCCAGUAUUAACAACAACAUGACAUGUAUUACAUUAGUUUUGUAAUAUAUUUUAUAGAGAAGGGUCAGCCAUCAGUCAUCAGACUGGAGAUUGACAGGAACGUAGCGAUUUCUAAAUUGGGUUGAAUAUGAGAGAAACUCACUCACAAACUCAGAGCUCAAAUUUAAUACCCGCCCACUUUGGAAAUUUAUUGUAGAAAAAUUGUCAGGAUAUAGUCGACCUGAUUGGGGUUAUAUUCAAUGUUUAAUAACGCUGCGUUUGUCUACGGUUGGGUUCAGUUACCGAACAUGUCAGGUGUAUCUGGUUUCAGGUCAGUUUCAGACCGUUUUGUUAGGUAAAGCUUCAGGCCAGGUGCAGUUUUUUUUUUUUAAUACUGUAUAUAUAAUUUAUGAAGAAAUCUCUUGGUUGCAAGUAGAUACACAAAGAGACAACGUUACAUUGCACGAGCUGACCUAAUGGUAAAGUCACAGUAUGUUCAAAUGCUUUGUCUAGCCAAAUUCUCUUUUACUAAAUCUAAAUUUAAAAUGUCAUCUUGCAAGAGACUUAGCUGACUUUAUUCAAACCAAUACCACCAUUACUGUUGAUCGCUGCUUUCUCUGCGAUGCUGUUAAAGGAUCUGUAAACAAAUCUGUAUAAUUUCAUCCCAUUUAAAUACAACUCAGCUCAAGAAAGCCAAACCUUUGAGUCCCAGUUAGCGUCAUUAAACUUCUACCGUAUGUGGAAAUCCCCUGUUCUUAUAAAAUAACAAGAUGAUGAUAAAGAUAAAUGAACACAAUCAGACUUUUUCAAAAGUUCUACCCUAAUAGUGCCCAUUCAAGUCAUUUUUUAAAAUCUCUUUGCAUUAAGAUAACAUCACUCGGGCAUCAUCAGGGUAUGUUUCUAUAUAUGUAUGUAUAUAUUAAUAUACUUAAAAUACUUGUGAGACAUGUUUCCCAUCCCUGUUUAUAGGUCAUUACACCCAUACAGACACAAACACACAUCCCCAUCACAUAUACAGUACAUCAAUACACACUGACAUACAGUAUCACACAUGAGCCACACAUUUUGCACGUGCACAUGCACAUAGUAUUGUCAUGUGAGUUCUGAAGCCAACUGGAUGAAGUGCCAAACAGAAUGAGAACCAAUCAGAGCUCUCCAUGCUCAGCCAAUGGCAGCUGCUGAUACUGAAACCUGAGCCAAUAGGAGCGCUCACUGCUGUGAGGUGGACAAGAAACUGUGAACAAAGACCUUUGUUUUAAUACAUAUACUGCACUGAUGAUGGCAACGGAGGCGAGGAGGACGGAGAGAGGACGAAGAGAACGUUUGCAUGUCACUUUGAGUUUUUUCUUUCAGACGAACUUGUCAGCCUGAAGCUUUGUGCCUGGCUGAAUUUUAGUGUUUAAUAAUGAUAGUAAUAAGAAUAAUAUUAACAAUAUUAAUUGCAGUAUUAAUGUGGUUCUUGUUAUGUAUAGUGUAUGUUUUUAAGAACUCAAAAAUUUAUUUGUGCUGUUAGUUAGAAGCAAGCCAGUUAGCUGAAAAGCUUCUCCCACUACAUGAUAAAUGCCCCAGACGUGAUCAACAUCUGGUUUAAGCUAAGCUGAAAAUGUCAAGGGAUCUACUUCCUUUUCUUCUCAUGGACUCAUAUAAUUUUUGCAAUGCCCACAUGUUGUAAUUAUCAGAGAUAUUUUGAUGGUGUUAUAAUCAAGUGAUAAGGAGUUACCACGGGAUGGCUCCCAAACAUGUCAACCACUGAGAGAAAUGUGGAAAUGAUCACCUUCACUUUGCUUCAUUUUCUAUUAAACUCAUCGACUUUG
Messenger RNA from Cyclopterus lumpus (lumpfish), 6039 nucleotides. RefSeq names its product glutamate receptor 2-like. Bases 149 to 2869 code for a protein of 906 amino acids. The record is from RefSeq and is a predicted model, not a curated record. Gene Ontology annotation, molecular function: transmitter-gated monoatomic ion channel activity involved in regulation of postsynaptic membrane potential; AMPA glutamate receptor activity. The transcript has 20 exons. Lineage: Eukaryota; Metazoa; Chordata; Actinopteri; Perciformes; Cyclopteridae. Gene Ontology annotation, cellular component: AMPA glutamate receptor complex; plasma membrane; postsynaptic membrane. Gene Ontology annotation, biological process: synaptic transmission, glutamatergic; modulation of chemical synaptic transmission; monoatomic ion transport.